CUCAUUUCUAUAUUUUUCUUCCCUUGAUCCUUCUCUUAGUUCCUUGUUUCCAUUUCACUCCUCCUGCCUUAUUAUUUCUUCUUGUAUGCCUGCUUAUCCCAACUUCCCAAUUUACAUCAGCCUGCAGGAAACCCCCUCCAAGUCUUCAUCGCUGAAUUCAUUAGCAGUGCCCCGUGUGGAGGUGAGGCCCAAUGAAAGGGCCUGGGAAACCAUCAGUGGGUUCCUUUAGUCCACCUUUCGAAGAUGGACAAGGCUUUGACUUGACGGAGGGCCCGGGAGGCUGGGCUCCCUGCCCAGAUGGCAGUGGCAAAUGAUAUAGAGCCUGCAGGCUGUACCUCUAAGGACGCUGGGGCAGUAACCACAGCAGCAAACGCAGUGCAUCCUUCAGCAGCUAGAUACUGAAACUGCGCGCCUCCCACGCGCCCCGCGACGAAGUCACGCUCCACUGGGGCAAAAUGGCGCUACGUCCCUCACCAGCAGCGUGAGGGGGUGGGUCGUGCGUCACGUGACCUCGCCUGCCUGCCGCGCGGCCCCGACUGCCCCAGGCACGCGCUGGGAGCCCGGCUGCAGAGCGGGCGGCGGCUCUGCCCCGCUAGGGGCAUCCUACCUGGUCCCUGCUAGGUCACGACAAUCUGUCCAAGCCAAGAUCCGACCUGGAGUGGUGGGGCUGAGGCCAAGGGUGGGGGCGGCUUGUAAAGGCAAAGUGGCGGGGGGUGCAGAGCCGGCUCCAGGGGUUCAGGCAGCCCUGGGGAUUAGACCCCAGCUGAGCGUCCCAGAGUCCUGGCGUUCAGCCGAGUGUGCGGGGGCCAAGCUGUGGACACUCAGGGCCUGUUGCCCAGCCUUGGCUGCCCUUGGUUUAGCCCCCACCUUCCCAGCUAUGAUCACUAGGCUGGGGCAUUUCAUGGGGAUUCGCACCGCCCCAGCUUCGAAGCUACUAGCGGCAUUGAAAUAUAGCUUCAGCCAAAUGCUCCCAUCCCACUAGGGAGAGAGGAUCAGAGCGUGCGCGGGGUCCUCCGCAGCCACCGAUGUGUGUGCUGGGUGGGCUUGGCCGCGCUGCCCGCCCCCUCCCCCCCCCUCGGGAGGAGGGCCCAGCGAUGCUCUGUGACCGUGCCGCCUCCAUGUGGUUGCUGACGGGCCCAGGGGGGAGCAGGCAUGGGGCGCGGCCGCACCUCCCUCCCACCCCUCCUCGCGGAUGGCUGGCUAGGCGAUGAGCAGACGUGAGGGGCUAGCCGGCUGGCCGGCUCUGCAGGACGCUGCCUGGCUCCCGAGCGUCGGUCCCUCCACGCCCGGGGCAGGAGCGGCUGUGCGCUGGGCUCAGAGGCCAGGCGGACGAGCGCAAACCCCGGGCUUCGCUAUGGGGCACAACAGCAGCUGGGUGUCACCGAACACCAGCCACCCGCGCAACACGUCGGGCGCCGAGGCUGGCGCCAACCUCAGCGCGUUCGGGGAGCUGAGCGAGGCUCAGCUGUACCGCCAGUUCACCACCACCGUGCAGGUCGUCAUCUUCAUUGGCUCGCUACUGGGUUCAUUAAAAACCUGGCCUGCUCCGGGAUUUGUGCCAGUGUGGUCUGUGUGCCCUUCGACAUCAUCCUGAGCAGCAGCCCUCACUGUUGCUGGUGGAUCUAUACGAUGCUCUUCUGCAAGGUGCUCAAAUUCCUACACAAGGUGUUCUGCUCUGUGACUGUCCUCAGUUUUCCUGCUAUUGCCCUGGACAGGUACUAUUCAGUCCUUUAUCCUCUGGAGAGAAAAAUAUCUGAUGCCAAGUCUCGGGAGCUAGUGAUGUACAUCUGGGCUCAUGCAGUGGUGGCCAGUGUCCCUGUGUUUGCUGUGACCAAUGUCGCUGACAUCUAUGCUAUGUCCACCUGCACGGAAGUCUGGAGCAACUCCUUGGGCCACCUGGUGUAUGUUCUGAUCUACAAUGUCACCACAGUCAUUGUGCCCGUGGCUGUGGUAUUUCUCUUUCUCAUCCUGAUCCGGAGGGCCCUGAGUGCCAGCCAGAAGAAGAAAGUCAUAAUUGCUGCACUGAGGACCCCACAGAACACCAUCUCUAUCCCCUAUGCUUCCCAGCGAGAGGCAGAGCUACAUGCCACCCUGCUCUCCAUGGUGACAGUUUUCAUUCUCUGCAGUGUACCCUAUGCCACCCUGGUUGUCUACCAGACUGUGCUCAAUGUACCUAACACCUCUGUCUUCUUGCUUCUCACGGCCAUUUGGCUGCCCAAAGUCUCUCUGUUGGCCAACCCUGUGCUCUUCUUAACUGUGAACAAAUCGGUACGCAAGUGCUUGGUGGGGACCCUGGUGCAGUUGCACCACCGGUACAGUCGCCGCAAUGUGGUUAGUACAGGGAGUGGGGUGGCUGAGCCCAGCCUUGAGCCCAGCAUGCGCUCUGGUAGCCAGCUCUUGGAGAUGUUCCACAUUGGGCAGCAACAGAUCUUUAAGCCCUCGGAGGAUGAGGAAGAAAGUGAGGCCAAGUAUCUCGGCUCAGCCGAUUUCCAGGCAAAGGAGGUGCUCACUUCCUGCCCAGAGGGCGAGCAGGAGCCACCACAGCUUGCACCGUCUGUGCCACCUCCAGGCACAGUGGACUCUGAACCUCGGGUGUCCCCAGUAGCUCCCAUGGAAUCUGGGAUAUUUCCUGAUAAGUAUUCCCUGCAGUUUGGCUUUGGGCCUUUUGAGUUACCCCCUCAGUGGCUCUCUGAGACCCGAAAUAGCAAGAAGAGGCUGCUUCCCCCACUGGGCAAUACCCCAGAAGAGCUGAUCCAGACAAAGGUGCCCAGAGUGAACAGGGUGGAACGGAAGAUGAGCAGAAACAAUAAAGUGAGCAUUUUUCCAAAGGUAGACUCCUAGCAAGGCCUGUGAGGGCCCGGAAGCCACAGGGAGCUUGUGUAGUCCUGUUCCCCCCUCACUCUGGCUGCAAGCCACCGUGGGGCGACAACUCCUCUAUGGGGCAGAUGCUUCUGAGUGAAAGGGAAGUCUACAUAAAUCCAAUGUCCUCUUUAUUGAGGGAGUAUAUAUUAUCUAUCUUAGUGGUCUGUGUCCUUCGUCACAUUCAGUGUAAACUGGGCAGAUCGGAACAUUUUUUUCUGGGAGAUUCCUCCUUUCCCUGUGUACAACAGAGAACUCAAAGGGAGUAGGCACUCUGAGAGGCCCAGGAUAAUUAUGGGCAUCAUUGGCCACAAAGAGGAAGCUGAUUUGGUUUUAUUUAUUUUUUAUUUUAUUUUAUUUUUUUUGAGACUGGAUCUCUCUAUAUAGCCCCACCAUAUAGACCGGGCUGGCUUUGAACUCAGAGAUCCACUUGCCUCUGCCUUCUGAGAGCUGGGAUUAAAGGCCUUGCCCGCAUGCCCACUUAAGAAACAUAUUUGGAUAGCUAAAUAAGAAUAACAAACAGAAAGAUAUCUGUACUGAGAAGACAGAGCCAUGGUGUCCAAUGCUGUUCGCUAGAUUUUGCAACCACCUGGAUCCUGUUUGCCGAUACCCCUCAUCCGGAUUUCUGGGUCAUAAAGGGGGGAUGACUGGUCCUACCUUGUGGCAGACAGGGCAGUAUCGGAGGGAGCCUUUUUGUCCUUGAUUAUCUUUCCAUCCUGUUGGUAUCACCAAGGCCUCCCACAAAUGUCCCUUCUGUCACCAGUCACCACUGCUGCCAGGAAACCACUGCCAACCCUUCCUUCGCUGUAUGUCCGUUUAAACUGCACUUGAUCAGCAACAAGGAGAGAAGCUUUGUGGCAGUGAAGGCAGGUUGAGAAAUGCCCACGAUGCAUAGCUUUUCUUUCUUUGACGUGAUCUAGAACAAAAGACUAGAGUCAGUAUAGUGGGAUAUAUUGAGUGACGUAUAGGCACAAAGUAAAACGUCAUAGUUGGCAAAUGUUUGGAGUUAAAAGGUGCUGAAGAAAUGUAGGUGACAUGCACUGGGUCCUUUGACACCUUUAAGGUAAACUUCCUUUAUUAGCACAAGUGAUUCUGCCCCAGGACUUGUUAGUCUGACCUAUAGAAUGGGCCCGCCUGACAGUCUCAUUUUCAAUAUGUUCAAUGAUUCUGGUCCCCAGAGAAGGUGAGCAGAGCAAGGAGAAAUAAUGAUUGCAAAAUGCUAAAGCAAUACCCACCCUGAUUUAGCACCUCACCCCCUACUUCCCAGUGAAGGUUCAGUCUGAGCCAUGGUGGAUGGGAGAACGUGUUCUUUCAGCAGCCCAAUGUCCUGGUUCUCACGUGUGAGCCACUCUGGGACUGAUGUACCAGGCCUAAUUCCAACCAAACCCUCCCCUCAUACGUCAAGUCUGCAGCUCUGCUCUUCUUUAGGGUGCUUUGUUCUUGUUCGUGGUACUUAGUGGAGCCAGCCGGCUGGCUUGAAUGGAUGGGUGUUCCUUACUGGCAAACCUCUACAUCUCAAAGGCAGUGGUCCUAGCAGCCUGUUUAGUCAUGCUGGCCCAUCUCCCCUAGGCAGAAGUUCAGUCCAUGUGUGGGGAGACUCCUUUUCUUUCCUUCUGUUGUGUUAUGUCUUGUGAACCUCAAAAUCUUCUCCUUGAAGAGGGAGCACCUUCCUUUCUGUGCACCACCUCACAGACUUGUUUGCUUGCCAUAGAGACAGGGCACUGCACCCCUCUUGAGGCUCUGUGGCCCUCCGGGCCCCGUGUACAUGCCAUCUGUAGCCCUUGGUCCUGACUCUGUGUUAAUGCUGUGGCCCUUCAAGCUCAUCUUUCAAAGCCUUCUUAAUUGAUACAGCUUUUACUAAGGGGAAAAAACAAUCUGUCAGAAUAUUGUAUGUACCUGAGAAGAACCUGUGAAAUAAACCUGUGUUGCUGUCACCGUCCUGACAUGUGUAUGUAUGACUUUAGUACAUUCUCAACAACAGAGUUUCGUUCACCAAAUUCUCAUGUAAGCUUGAAAGAGAAGGCUGACGCCUAACAGGCUGUCACCGAGUGUAUUUCUAUACUCUUUGAAGAAUAACAUUUUAAUAAAAAUUACAAAGCUGUUUCUGAGCUCGAA
Molecule: messenger RNA, 4974 nt
Organism: Mus musculus (house mouse)
Lineage: Eukaryota; Metazoa; Chordata; Mammalia; Rodentia; Muridae
Gene: Gpr176
Product: G protein-coupled receptor 176
Exons: 3
Coding region: 1630-2841 (403 amino acids)
Biological process (GO): cell communication; signaling; G protein-coupled receptor signaling pathway
Cellular component (GO): membrane; plasma membrane
Molecular function (GO): G protein-coupled receptor activity
Source: RefSeq, a predicted model, not a curated record